GGAUCGACUGCCGGCGAUGAUGGUGCCCCGCGACGAGGUGGGCCUCUGGAGCAUCCUCAAGCACUGCAUGGGCAAGGACCUGUCGAAGAUUACCAUCCCGGUGGUGUUCAAUGAGCCCCUCAGCUUUCUGCAGCGCAUGGCGGAGAUCUUCGAGUACUGCAACUAUCUGAACAUUGCCGAUCAGUGCGAUGACGUGGUGGAGCGCAUGGAGAACGUCUGCGCCUUCAUCAUCUCCAGCUACUCGUCCAACUACCUCCGCCUGAACAAGCCCUUUAACCCGCUGCUGGGCGAGACUUUCGAAUUUGAGGUGCCCUCCGCCCAGACGCGCAUCGUCCUGGAGCAGGUCUCCCACCACCCGCCCAUCAGCGCCUGGCACGCCGAGUCCCCUCACUUUGUGAUGCGCGGCAGCAUCAACCCGCGCCUCCGCUUCUGGGGCAAGUCCAUCGAGGUGAAGCCGGAGGGCUCGCUGGAGCUGACGCUGAAGCGGAGCGAGGAGACGUACACCUGGAAGAGUGUCAACUGCUGCGUUCACAACAUCAUCGUCGGCAAGCUGUGGUUUGAACAAUACGGCGACGUGGAGGUGGUGAAUCACUCGAACAAGUACCGCAUAUCGCUGAACUUCAAGUCGGCGAGCUGGUUCAGCGGCUACGAGCUGAACCGCUUUGACGGCUUCAUACUGAAUGAGCGCAAGGAGCGGGUUCGCUUUCUCUACGGCAAGUGGAACGACUACCUGAAGUCCGCCUCGCCGGCCGACUACGAGGAGUACCUGCGGACGAACAAGCAGUUUCGGGUGCCCGAGGAGGCGGCAGUGAUCGGUGACUAUCAUCACGACAACUUUGCCGCCGGCUCGCGGAAGGUCAUCUCCAAGCUGGGCAGUCUGACGAAGCAGCUGACGGGCACUGGAGGUGGAAGUGGUGAUGAUAAAACUCAGGAAACUCUAACAGCCUCUGAACAGCAGCAGGAAGAAAUGGGUGAAAGUGGUCAGCAGCAGCUGCCGAAGAGCGACUCGUCGCACUCGCUAGACAUCAGCAACUCGCGCAUCCUCUGGAAGGUGCAGCCGCGGCCGGAGCACUCGCCCGCCUACUACCACUUUAACAGCUUUGCCUUCUCCCUUAACGAGCUGCCCGCGGACAGUACGCUGGUGGACACCUAUCCCAUCACCGACUCGAGGUUCAGGCCGGACAUUAGGAAGCUGGAGGAGGGCGAUCUGGACGGUGCCGCGGCUGAAAAGCAUCGCCUAGAGGAGAAGCAACGUGAGACGCGGAAACUGCUGAAGAAGCGCAAAGAAAAGGAGCCAGAGCCACUCUGGUUCGGCAAACAGGUCAGCCCACUGACCAAGGAGGAAGAGUGGACCUUUAAUCAAAAGUAUUGGAAUCGCGACUGGUCUCGCUGUCCGGAUAUCUUCUAG
Molecule: messenger RNA, 1408 nt
Organism: Rhagoletis zephyria (snowberry fruit fly)
Lineage: Eukaryota; Metazoa; Arthropoda; Insecta; Diptera; Tephritidae
Source: RefSeq, a predicted model, not a curated record